AUGGACAGCUCCGCGACGCGCAUCCGCCCCGACCCAACUCACCGCAGUGCGACAGGCCACUGUCUCGGGUGCGGCUCGCGUACUCGGCACCACGACCACUGCCCGCACCAUCCAAAGCGCCGCGGCAGCUCGGCGGCGGACCAAGGCCAACAGCUCAUGCUCCCUCACUUGCCGAGACUCGAGCCUGCCGUCGUCGCUGCAGACGCGGGUCCAGGACCAGACGACUACAACUGCGAUGCGGUCCAUGAAGGAGACGAUGAAGGAGAUGAGCCCGUCGGCUUCAAUCGCUCCGAUCUCAAGGCGCACCUCGAUGAGCACUGGCGGCGCGUCUCGGCGACACUCCCGAGGAUGUAUGGCACUCGUGUGGCCCAGUCGGCGACCUUGGACAAGACCAAGUGGUCCAACGACUCUUUUAUGCUCCCCAACGCGCUGCUCAAGGCGGGCGACGCGACGAUGUUCGACUUCCUCUUCUCCAACAUGCAAGUCUUUGUCUUGUGCCCAUUCUUGUUUUACGGCGAAGCCAUGCGCGAGUUCGAGCUGACAUGCGUUGCCUGCGGGGAGCAAGGGUGCCAUCUCAAUGGUUGGAACAGCUCGUGGCAAGUCGUCGUUGGCUUGGAGAGCGUAGCGUUGGGCAAAGUCCGCUCGUUCAAGCAAGUCAUCGCGAUGGCGCUGAUCAACGACUUGGCCGUCGUGCAGUACAAGACCUUCACGUGGCCCGUCGACAAAUUUACCUUCAAGGACGCCGAGCACUUGAAGGCCUAUGGCACUAAAGCCGUACCGAAGGCGAUCCAGGCGGCGCAGUCAAAAGGCAAUACGCACCAGGAACGACAAGACUUCAACCAGCAAAGCGAAAAGUACAGCAGCCAGCACCGCGCCUCCAGUGCCAGCACCAACAUCAUCAGCACUAGCUCCUGCAGCGCCAGCUCCGACAGCACCAACUCCUGCAGCGCCAGCUCCAGCACCAACACCUCCGGCGCCAACAGCUCCAGCACCAACAGCUCCGGCACCAAGAGCUCCUGCACCAACAGCUUAUGCACCAACAGCUUCUGCACCAACAGCACAAAUGCGGGCAACCUUGACGCCGGCCCCAUCUGGCCACCGUGCUGCAAGAGUCAACAGUCGCAAUUUAGCUGCACGGCCUAG
This is a messenger RNA of Saprolegnia diclina VS20, 1143 nucleotides long. RefSeq lists its product as hypothetical. The transcript is spliced from 2 exons. The coding region runs from base 1 to 1143 and encodes 380 amino acids. NCBI's taxonomy places the organism in Eukaryota, Oomycota, Saprolegniomycetes, Saprolegniales, Saprolegniaceae. The record is from RefSeq and is a predicted model, not a curated record.